Messenger RNA from Hymenoscyphus albidus, 956 nucleotides. Lineage: Eukaryota; Fungi; Ascomycota; Leotiomycetes; Helotiales; Helotiaceae. The record is from the annotation of a GenBank genome assembly.
CCGAAGCUCCAGGUUUUGACAACCAUUGAGUUUAGCAUCACAACUCUUUACUCCACUCCAAUUCCACCAAUUCAUUCACAAUGGCAGCAGUAAGUUCAAUUUCUUGAUAUAUUCCUCCUCAAUCGAACGAGACAUCGCUGGAUGUCACUCUCAUCACGAAUCUGGCUCCCUGCACCGAUCCCCCCAACGGGACACUCAAACUUCUCCAAUCCCCCAGCUAACCCCAACCCUCUCGCAGAGAAGCGCAGCACUCAAGCUCGACUGGGCCAAAGUCACCACCUCCCUCGGCCUCAAAGGCCAAACCGCUGCCUCUCUCCAAGCCUUCAAAAAGCGCAACGAAGACGCCCGUCGCCGAGUCCAGCAACUCUCAGAGCUCCCCUCCAAAGUCGACUUCGCCCACUACCGCGCAACCCUCAAGAACCAAGCCGUCAUCGACGAGAUCGAGAAGCACUUUAGCACCUUCAAACCCGCCACGUACGAUGUGAACCGACAGAUCAAGGCGAUUGAGACGUUUGAGGCGCAGGCUUUGAAGAAUGCUGAGGAGACGAAGGGUCGGGUUGAUUUGGAGCUGAAGGAUUUGGAGAAGACGCUUAAGAAUAUUGAGGAGGCUAGGCCGUUUGAUGAGCUUACUGUGGUAUGUCUUUUUGGAUGUUGGUCGAGGUGGGAGGAGAUGGGGAUAGGGAGAGGGCUAAUUUUGUGGUUUAGGAUGAGGUUGCGGCUGCUCAACCGCAGAUUGAUGAGAAGACCAACCAACUGGUUUCCAAGGGAAGAUGGAUGGUACCUGGUUACCAAGUACGUAUUUCUGUCUGCUGCUCUCCAAUGCAGUUCUUGUGUUGGUAGGUUUUUAUUAACAACUUUUGUAGGAGAAAUUCGGAAACCUUUCGAUCUUGUAGAUGGAUGGGUUUGGUAUUUCCUUAUGUCAACUGUAAGAGUGUAAAUAGCGGGUGGGUAGAAGA